CUAUACCAAGUUGAUUGAUAUUGAUACCAAUAUCUUAUAUCCCUUCCCCUCUUCACUUCUUCUUUUGCUACUUUCAUUGGCAUAAACAAAAGAAAAGAGAAUACUUCUCUUUCUCUUUUCUUUUUACUCAUCUCUCCCUCUAUAUAUCUCCCCCUUCUUCUCUUCUUUCUUUCUUCUUCUUCUUCUUUUGGAAAACCCAAAGUGAGAGAGCAAGAGCAAUGAAAAACGCAAUAAGAUGCUGCAUAUCUUGCAUACUACCGUGUGGGGCACUUGAUGUGAUUAGAAUAGUUCAUGCUAAUGGCAAAGUUGAAGAGAUAAGUGAAACUCAUGUAAAAGCAGCUGAGAUUAUGAAGCUUUACCCUAAACAUGUACUAAAGAAGCCAUCAACAUCUUAUUCCUCAGAAGGAGUAAUUUGUCCCAAGAUCGUUGUACUUCCUCCUGAUGCUGAACUUCAACGUGGCAAGAUUUAUUUUCUUAUGCCAAUCCCAGCUUCUUCAACUGACAAAACUCGUUCAAGAUCAUCAACUACAACAAAGAACAAGAAGACAAGACCUUCAUUACCACAAGCUCAUGAUCAUGGGAAUAUUGGCGGAAAUAAUGGUAGUAAUAUGAAUGGUAAUAGUAAUGGUAGUAAUAGCAAUAAUUUGAUGGUUUCUAAUGAUCAAUAUUUGAGUGAAAUUUUGUCGGAGAAAGUCUCAACACAAAGAGAUAGAAGAAGAGGAAGAGUUGGUGUAUGGAGACCUCACUUAGAGAGCAUUUCUGAGAGUUCAAGUGAUCAACCUUAAAUUAAUUGCAAGGUUAUUACUACUACUAUUUUUCCUUGAUAUUUAUUUUCAGGAAUUUUCUUCACUACGGUUUCUCAAGGAAAGUUGGAACCUUUUUUUUUUUUUUUUUUUUUUUUUUGUAAAUAAGCAUAGAAGAAAGAAAACAAUAAUAUCCCCCCAAAAAUUUGUAUUAUUGUUUGAAUUUCGUAUUAAAUCAUUUACUACCUGU
Molecule: messenger RNA, 993 nt
Organism: Nicotiana attenuata
Lineage: Eukaryota; Viridiplantae; Streptophyta; Magnoliopsida; Solanales; Solanaceae
Exons: 1
Coding region: 219-785 (188 amino acids)
Source: RefSeq, a predicted model, not a curated record